CUGUGAGGUAUACUGUCAUUUGCCGAGUGUUCGCCGCGCUGCGCACACGCGCCACUUGUAGCGUUCAUUUUUAUUUGUGCCUUCAUACACUCUCCACUGUCGAGGACAAAGUGACGAAUUGCGCGCUUACAGUGCUAGUUUUCACAGCUUUGUUUUUGUUAAAAUUCCACUGAAUUGUGAUCUGUUAAGUUUAUAAUGUUUAUGUCCGGAUUUCUCAUCUUCUCUCCUGAAAUAUCAGCUAGAAUGACUCCGCAAGAGGAGCGAGAGAGCGCUCGCGGCGCUGAGAUCGCGGACGCCUUCGAGGACGACAUGUUUGGCCCAUCGCGCACCGAGCCCGCCGUUGCACGACCAAAACUCUCCAUGAUCUCGGCUCGACUGCGCGCUAACGAGGAACGCAAGCGUGUCAUUGAAAUAUGCUCCCAGAAAUUAGAAAACAUCGAAGACCCCGCGCGUGACCUUCGCCGUUCCGUCUGUAUCAACAACACGUACUGCCGUCUAAGCGAGGAAGCCCGCAGGGAGAAGGAAGCCAGGCGCAGACGCGCCAGGGAGGAAUGCGACGAUUCCUGGAUCGGCAAGAAGGCCCGUCGCGCUGUGGAAGACGAAUGCCUGGCUCUCUUAGACGCUAUCCCAGAGUUGGGGGACGCGAACCUUGGUUGCGCACAGCUGGCGCGACAGAUGCCACGGCAGGACGUCCUUUUGCCCCCUGGCCUACUCACGGUUUUGGACUCAUGACCGCGCCGUUCCGUGCACCUAAACCCUCCGCUGUGAUGCCAGCGCCCGAGUGAACGAUGCUCGUGCGAGGUUACACCGCUCGAGUCGCUGACCGAGUUACCGGACGCGUUGUGAACUAGCGCGCCGCGGCAGCUAGUAACGCAAUCCGGCUCCGCUCGACGUCUCACCGCUGACACACCUUACCGCUGGACAUCGCGUUGAUACAAUCCACGUUACCCGAACGGACUACGUUUAGCCAAUUCUACGUUGUUUAAGAUGAGUACUUACAUUGUUAGCGUGUUUUAUAAUAUUUAGUGAAAGUUGCUCAGUCGCUAUCGUUGGGCGCGGUCCAAUUAGUGUUCGACCAUUUCUUUUAUUGAAGAACUGCUAAGUGACGUUGAGGUUAAGAUCAAAUGUAUAGUGAUGAAGUUGAAGGAUAAUUUCGGAGUUUUAGAUUUAAGCGAUAAUUAAUGUUACAUUAUUGUACUAUAAAUAGUUUAAUACGUAUAGUUUAUUGUAAUUUUGAUAAGUGAUAGUGCAAAGCAACUGGGGACGGUUACGCACGACGAACUGUGUAUCAUUUAGUUCUUUAGUAUUAUGCGCUGCCUCGAGUGAGAUUAAGAUAAUAGAAUAAGAGGCAUUACGAGUACAAGUUUACGAAGUCAGUGGAAAUGCUCGAAACAAAUAGUCCGAUAAACUUUGAAAGUAAAAGCUGAGAGCAGUGCGCUAUGAAGCGUGCGAGCGAGACCACACGCGUAUUGAGAAACAUUCUGACAUUACGUAUAUGACAUGUUCGUAACAAAGGAAAAAACACUAUACUAUACGACGCGAGGUGCUCGCCGCUUCUGAGCAUUGGUGACCUUACUCACGAAGAUAAGCCAAACGUUGGACCAAACCUUGGAUCAAAUGCAUUUUACAAGUCUGAUUCACAAUUAUUUUAAAGUGUUUUGUUUGACGCUAUUUUAUUUUGUAUAUUUUGUUCUUAAUGUUACCUUAUCCAUCUUUUUACGCUUCCUUACCAUUUUUGGUUGUUAAUGCGAUAAUUGCGUACUUAUUGUUUAUAAUAUUUACUUUGCUUGUUAAUUUAUUUUAGAGUGAUUUAGUUUAAAACGUAACGGUAUCGCUAACUCGUGCAAUAUACUUGUUAGGACAUGGUGCAAUUGAUGAGGAAAGUGAAGCUAGUAUUGAAAUCUUAACUGUCGCAAAAUAUCGGUAGAAGCCCAUUUCGCCCUCUGAAUAGUAAAUAGGUACCUGUAGGAAGUGUAGGUCGGGAGGCGAGAUGGAAGGGGGUCGUCACCACCCUCGGGAGGGGCAAAGCGAACCGUUCCCAGCACUCCUGUGAUAUUAGCCUAGCCUGUAUGUCGUAUUUGUGCUAGUUUCCCUGUCAUUUUUUGGAAUGCGCUCUGUAUAAACGCUUAAAGAUAUUAAUUCCUCCGAUCGGCGAUUUUAUACGGAUGGUCCGGUUUUAUGGUAUCCAAUUAGACUAAGACAACUUUAUCGUGUUGAUGUAGAUUUUUGUAUCAAGUUUGUAUAGUGCUUGUAUAGACCCUUCAGAGAUUGAACAAGAUCAAAGUAAAGGGACACAGUAAGACGUGACGUUGGCAAUUUCCGAUGUGAUUUUCUCACACGCUUCCUCCCCACGUUUAUGCAGAUGUGAGAGCGAGACGGCGUCUUAAAGAUUCGCUUGUUCAAUAGUUAUUGAGAACCAAAUGUAUUUUUAAAAUCACAAAAACGCACACUAAUUGUACAUUAUUGUUGUAGUUUGUAAUCUACGAGAUUAGUUACAAAGAAUGUCAAUAAAAAUUGUUAUUUCAUAGUAUUAUUGUCUCUUUUGUUCCUAAGUGCCUUGAUUAUUUUAUGAUUAUUAUUUCCUUCAACCUGCAUUAUGUUAACUGGCACAGGUCAUUGUCCAAAUUGUAAUGACUCAUUUAUUUUAAAGCUAUUGCUUUACAAAUUUAUAAAAAUUAAUGUAAAUAAAAUCUU
Messenger RNA from Pieris brassicae (large cabbage white), 2694 nucleotides. RefSeq lists its product as uncharacterized. Bases 196 to 732 code for a protein of 178 amino acids. The record is from RefSeq and is a predicted model, not a curated record. The transcript has 2 exons. Lineage: Eukaryota; Metazoa; Arthropoda; Insecta; Lepidoptera; Pieridae.